Molecule: messenger RNA, 3470 nt
Organism: Cyprinodon variegatus (sheepshead minnow)
Lineage: Eukaryota; Metazoa; Chordata; Actinopteri; Cyprinodontiformes; Cyprinodontidae
Gene: dgat1a
Product: diacylglycerol O-acyltransferase 1-like
Exons: 17
Coding region: 179-1729 (516 amino acids)
Biological process (GO): triglyceride biosynthetic process
Cellular component (GO): endoplasmic reticulum membrane
Molecular function (GO): diacylglycerol O-acyltransferase activity
Source: RefSeq, a predicted model, not a curated record
GAGAUCUGGCAACCCAGCAGAGUCAAUGCACCUUGAGCUUUGGUGGUAAUAAUAACCUGCUUUUCCCCCUUCAUCACCAGCAGGGUUAUAGAGCUCCAGCAAGGAGAAAGAAAGGGAGCGACAGUUAUAUACCAGCUAUGCCGCGUAGAUAGAAGCUGCGUGACUGAAAAGCGCAGAAAUGAGCGACGCGAAAGGGCCCGCAACACGCAGGAGGAGGACCACCACCUCCGGUAGUGGAGGAGCGGGCAGCGUGAAACAAGCCAACGGCACCAAGGUGCAGGAUGCAGGGGGGAAACCUCCUGUGGGUUCUGCUGCAGCCAAACCAGCGGCUUCCAAGCAGCGCAGCAAUGGGAAUGUGGACAGAGAGGAGUCAGGGAGAAAACAGGAGCCUCAGUCCAGGAGCAGCCAGAGGAGUGCUGUGGAAGACAUCAACGACCAACUCAGCUGCCACGUUCUUCAGGAAUCUCUCCUGAGCUCAGCCAGCGGCUAUAGCAACUACAGAGGAAUCCUUAACUGGUGUGUCGUCAUGCUGGUGCUUAGUAACGCGCGACUCUUCUUGGAGAACAUUAUCAAAUAUGGCAUUCUAGUAGAUCCAAUCCAAGUAGUGUCUCUUUUCUUAAAGGACCCUUAUAGCUGGCCAGCAGCCUGCCUAAUAAUUGGGUCCAACCUGUUCAUCCUGACAAGCUUAUAUGUAGAGAGGCGUCUGGCGGUGGGUACGAUCUCUGAAACUACAGGAUGGAUUCUCCACAUGUUCAACCUUGUAUGCAUGUUGAUUUUCUCCUCUGCCAUAGUCCUCACUGUGACCUCCAUGACCCCAGUGGGUGGGGUGUUUUCUCUAGGAAUCUACACAGUGCUGUUUCUCAAGCUUUACUCUUAUCAGGACGCCAACAGGUGGUGCAGAGAAAUCAGACAAGCCAAAGCUAAAAGACUAACACGAUCAUAUUCAUGUCCAGAUGUUCAACAAUCAAAUGGCUCAGCAGUUCAUUCUCUUGUCUCCUACCCAGGGAACCUGACACACAGAGACAUGUACUACUUUGUGUUUGCUCCAACUCUUUGCUACCAGCUCAACUUCCCACGAUCUCCACGAAUACGAAAACGGUUCCUGAUAAGAAGGCUUUUUGAAAUGCUUUUUCUUAUGCAGCUGUUGGUGGGAUUAAUACAACAGUGGAUGGUUCCCACUAUUCAAAACUCAAUGAAACCAUUCCGGGAAAUGGACUUUUCUCGGAUGGUGGAGCGAAUGCUCAAAUUAGCUGUCCCUAACCAUCUAAUAUGGUUAAUUUUCUUUUACUGGUUUUUCCACUCUUCUAUGAAUUUUGUGGCAGAGCUGCUGCAGUUUGGAGACAGGGAGUUCUACAGGGACUGGUGGAACUCUGAGACUGUAACGUAUUUCUGGGCUAACUGGAAUAUCCCCGUCCACAAAUGGUGUCUAAGACAUUUCUAUAAGCCAAUGCUGAAAAGAGGGACCAACAAGUUUCUGGCCCAAACUGCUGUCUUCUUAGUUUCUGCCUUCUUCCAUGAGUACCUGGUCAGUGUUCCCCUGAAGAUGUUCAGACUUUGGGCCUUUAUGGGAAUGAUGGCUCAGGUUCCCCUGGCUUGGUUUGUGGGUCGCUACCUGAACGGAAACUAUGGCAAUGCGGCUGUCUGGCUCUCGCUCAUCAUUGGACAGCCCAUCGCUGUGCUGAUGUAUUUUCAUGACUACUAUGUUACUCAUCAUGUAAGCACGAAAUAGAAACGGAAGAAGAAAAAAAAACUGAAAUGAGCCAAAAGGAAAAUGUAAAGCUGGCUCUGCUUUCAUUAUUGCACUUUGAUGAGACAAGAGCGCAACAUGUUCAUUACAGGAAAGUACUUGGUGUUAUUCAAAGUUACGGUACCUUCCGCCUUUGUAAGCCUUCGGACAAACUAAACCUCCCAGAUGCUUUGCCACCAUCUGUGUUUGAUGUCUAUUUCAUCUUUAAUGAUUUGAUCCUGGGCCCAAACGAAAUCUGGACUUUGAUGCCUAUUUAAGGAAAGGAUCCCUUAUUGUUUGAUUUGCUGAAGUGAAGCAAACGAAUUCCAUGAAAUCCACCAAAGAAGCAUUUAUUAAAAGUUGAGUUAAAAUGUAUAUUUUUUAAACAAAACUGGCACACAUCAGGUGCAAUUAAGACAAACCACUGCCAGGCAAACAGAACUAAAUAUUGCCUCUAUGAAAGCCUGAAUGAGAUUUGUGUCUAUGUUGGUGGCAAAGAGGUCACUCUGUGUAUCUCAGCGCCACAAGUCUGGUUUAAUAAAUGGGUUAUUUUUUCCUAGAUUAAGGCUGAACCCUUUCAGAUGUCCUGAUUUUGAAGUUGUCAUAGUAACUAUUUUCUUUACCUGUAUUCCAAAAAUGUUUUUUCUCCUCUUUGUGCAAUAUAGUGUUUUCUAAUAUUCAAAUAAAAAUCAUCUUUAUAACAUUUUAAGGAAGCGAGGAUCCCUUCCCAGAAGGAUCAAAUGGACCAAGGACAGGAAUGAGGAGUCAUGGCUCCAUAAAAAAAGCCCAUGGUGUAUUACCUGAUAUGCAUUGGAAUAUUACAUGUUCUUUGCACAAAAUUUUAAAUGUCAAAUGAUUUCAUGCUUUAAAAAACCUUUCCAUGCUGUUUAUAUUUUUGCUAAAGUGAGAUGUUAUAUCAUUUCAAACCUUUUUUUUUCUUUUAUCUGAGCCAAUGAUGUAUAUCUUUUGCACUUUAAAGAUCUGCAUGCUGUUAACAAAAGCAAUAGAUUUCUAAGAAUGCACUACCCUAAGUUAUAAUUAUUAUGGUUGGAAAAAUUAAUUAGGAUGGAUGUUCCACGAGAUGUUGGAAUGUCCUGAUGUUUUGGCAAAAGCAGCAACUUAAGCAGCUUUUUCACCAAAUAGUUCAUCCGGUAUUAGAUCCUUUUGUUUUUGUAUUUUUGCUUUGAUCAGUGCUGUUAAGCCCCCAACAAAAAAUAAAAAUUUGACUAGUUACAGCAGGGGAAACACCAGUUUAGAAAACCCAUCAGUGUUCCCUAUGAAAAACAAGUGCCUGCGUUUAGUUAACAAGAUCAAGAGCUGUAAUUUCACUGUAUGGUUAGUUUCUGUUUCAGUAAGGUGUUAAAGUGGGGAAAAAAUGCAAUAAUCCUGUUUUAUGAGUAUUUCAGCACAUAGCUGAUGCAUUUCAAUAAUAUCGUGGCUCAAAUUGAUCCAAUUCUCCAUCUAAUGUUUGCCAAAUAUGUGCAGAAAAGUAUAUUCAAAGGAAAAUCAUGGCUGUCUAGCUAGCUAUCUUACCUGAAGUACAAACGGUAAAGGUUAUGGAGGUUUUUUUGGGGGGUGGACUUGAAGUUACCAGAGUUAAUCUUAGUUUAACAAUUUUGUGUUUAUGUUCUCUGAAUUAUUUGAUAGAAAUUUGUAAAAUGAAUGAAUUUACUUACUGAUGGUAUCUCUUUUUUUGUCAUCUUUUAGUUCAAAAUCCUUCUGCUGUCUGAUUAAAAGUGCUUUC